CCCCGCCCUAACGGCAGCACGGGAGGGGGCUGAGGGGGGGCCGGGAGGAGCCUGGGGGGGUUUGGGCUGGGGAAGAGGAGGCUCAGGGCAGAGCUCAUGGCUCUGGGACCAGAGGGAACGGCCUGGAGCUGUGCCAGGGGAGGUUGAGUUCCAGCUUUGGCAGCGAUAAAAUUCGCCCUCGGGAUCUCAGCACAAUGCAGCGAGCAUCGCGGCUGAAGAGGGAGCUCUCCCUCCUGAGCACAGAGCCCCCUCCUGGCAUCACCUGCUGGCAAAGUGGCAGCCGCCUGGACGACCUCCGAGCACAAAUUUUAGGAGCUGCAGAUACACCAUAUGAGAAAGGAAUAUUCAACCUGGAGAUAGUUGUGCCUGAAAGAUACCCAUUCGAGCCCCCAAAGAUUCGCUUUCUGACCCCUAUCUAUCAUCCUAACAUCGACUCUGCUGGAAGGAUUUGCCUGGAUGUUCUUAAGUUACCACCAAAGGGCGCAUGGAGGCCUUCCCUGAACAUCUCCACGCUGCUCACCUCCAUACAGCUGCUGAUGGCAGAGCCCAACCCUGAUGACCCUCUCAUGGCAGACAUAUCCUCGGAGUACAAGUACAAUAAGCAGCUGUUCUUGAUAAAUGCCAAGGAGUGGACUGAGAAAUAUGCAAGCCAGCAAAAGAGGGCUUCCAAGGCUUUAGAAGAGAAAACAAAUCAGAGUGAAACAAGUACCACCAGUGAAUCUAUCAUGCUGAAAAGAAAAGGGAGUGAUAUCACCAAGAAAGAGAAGAAAUCUCGCCUGGAGUCCUAAGUGAUUUUUAUUCCUGGUGUGGCUGUCAACUUUGUUUUUGCUGUCCUUUUUUCUUUACACAGGUAUAACUAAAUAUUUUAAUAUUAAUAGUAGUAGGCUUUGUUUUUCUAUCUCCUAGGUGUUUUUCUGUCAGAAGUUCUAUUAAAUAAAAGCUUUAUAUUUUA
Anas platyrhynchos (mallard) is the source of this 952-nucleotide messenger RNA. It is a transcript of the gene UBE2T, whose product is annotated as ubiquitin conjugating enzyme E2 T. The record is from RefSeq and is a predicted model, not a curated record. NCBI's taxonomy places the organism in Eukaryota, Metazoa, Chordata, Aves, Anseriformes, Anatidae.